This is a messenger RNA of Penicillium diatomitis, 324 nucleotides long. RefSeq lists its product as uncharacterized. Bases 1 to 324 code for a protein of 107 amino acids. The transcript is spliced from 3 exons. The record is from RefSeq and is a predicted model, not a curated record. NCBI's taxonomy places the organism in Eukaryota, Fungi, Ascomycota, Eurotiomycetes, Eurotiales, Aspergillaceae.
AUGCUAAACUGUUUUAAACUUCACCGAGCAGGCCAGAGGCCACGGUUUUGGUGGCAGCACCGGCUCGCUUUAAACGAUUAUACAGAGACUUUGCGUGCGCUAGACGAUGAUAACCUUCUUAAAGUACGACUACGAUCCUUGUUGUUCCUAUCUAACUAUCCGAAUACUAAGUACGCUCUACGAUAUCUUCUGUAUAAAGAUAGUCGAGGAGAUUUCACGAUAACUGAAAUAAGAGAUAGAAAGCAGAUUUAUUCUAAGCAGGAGCUAAAUACUUUAUUUAAGUACCGGCUAGUACGUUUCCCUGGUAUUAUUAUAGAGGUAUAG